Molecule: messenger RNA, 645 nt
Organism: Lachancea sp. 'fantastica'
Lineage: Eukaryota; Fungi; Ascomycota; Saccharomycetes; Saccharomycetales; Saccharomycetaceae
Source: the annotation of a GenBank genome assembly
AUGAACAGUCCCGUUACAUCCAUCAAGCUGGUCUUACUGGGGGAAGCUGCUGUGGGCAAAAGUUCGAUCGUUUUGCGAUUUGUAUCGAACGAUUUCGCGGAAAAUAAGGAACCAACGAUCGGUGCAGCUUUUCUCACUCAACGGGUCAACAUGGGCGACCACACGAUCAAAUUUGAGAUCUGGGACACUGCAGGACAGGAGCGGUUUGCAUCACUUGCUCCCAUGUACUACAGAAAUGCACAGGCCGCACUGGUGGUGUACGAUGUGACAAAACCGCAAUCUUUCAUCAAAGCCCGUCACUGGGUCAAGGAACUGCAUGAACAAGCCUCAAAGGAUAUAGUCAUUGCACUGGUCGGAAACAAACUCGAUAUGAUCGAAGCAGGCGCCGAACGGAAGGUGGCGCGCGAAGAAGCGGAAAAUUUGGCACAGGAAGAGAACCUUUUAUUUUUCGAAACUAGUGCCAAGACGGGCGACAACGUCAACGAAGUGUUUUUGGGUAUAGGCCAAAAGAUUCCGCUCAAAACGGCGCAGAACCAAACACAGAAUGGCGGCCGUGGUUCUUCUGGUCUGCGCGUCAACGACGACUCACGAAUCGAUUUGAGAUCCGGAAACCCAUCAACAUCAGCUAGUAGCUGCAAUUGCUAG